UCUGCUUGGUUCAUCUUCCAACAUUAAGAUUUUCACUUGGCUGCUUCCCCUAGGUCAACAGACUCUUGGUGGCAAGCGAGCCCCUAUGGAGAGCAACAAACACGGCAAGAAGCUGCACCUUAUCCAAAGAGGCUCCGCCCCGAAGGGGAAGGUGCCAGCCAACGGUCGCACGGAGUUGGGCAAGAUUUCUCCGGGUGAGAACGGUUUCCUGAUGCCGGCCAAGAAGAUAAGGGAUUGCGUGGCGGUCGGGGACAACGAAUUUCCCUGUGCCGAGCGCCGACUGUCUCGGAGUUACGUGGUGCUCUCGCACAAGGACUCGUCGGCAAUUGUUGACAAUGUUGGAGCCCAGAGCGCCACUAGUCCGGGCUAUCGCCAACAAGCCACGCCGUUCCGAGCCCCAGACCAGAGGGACACGUGGGGCAAAAAAAUGGACUUCUUGUUGUCAGUGAUUGGGUUUGCUGUGGAUUUGGGAAAUGUCUGGAGAUUUCCUUAUAUUUGCUAUCAAAAUGGUGGCGGUGCAUUUCUCAUUCCCUACACCUUAAUGGCAAUGUUUGGCGGAAUCCCUUUGUUCUACAUGGAGUUGGCAUUGGGACAGUAUCAGAGAACAGGAGUUAUUCCUGUUUGGAAGAGGAUAUGUCCAAUAUUUAAAGGGAUUGGAUACGCAAUCUGUAUCAUUUCUCUGUACGUCUCUUUCUAUUACAACACCAUCAUAUCAUGGGCUCUCUACUAUUUCUACUGUUCAUUCACGGCCACCUUGCCAUGGACCAACUGUGACAAUUCUUGGAACACACCCAACUGUAUCAACUACUUUGGCAAAAAUAAUGUCUCCUGGAAUAACUUCUCCAAGUCUCCAGCAGAAGAAUUUUUUAUACGGAAUGUUCUGGAGAUCCACAAAUCCCAGGGGUUACGUUAUGUGGGUGUGAUCCGCUGGCAGCUUCUUCUGUGUCUCUUCGUCAUCUUCACCAUUGUUUACUUCAGUCUAUGGAAGGGGGUUAAAACGUCCGGAAAGAUAGUCUGGGUGACGGCCACACUGCCCUAUCUGGUGCUUUUUGUCCUUUUGAUAAGAGGAGCCACUUUACCUGGAGCAUGGCGAGGUGUGGCCUUCUACCUCAAACCAAACUGGAAGAAGCUGCUGGACACAAAUGUCUGGGUGGAUGCAGCUACACAGAUUUUCUUCUCGAUGGGCCCUGGAUUUGGUGUGAUCAUGGCUUUAGCAAGUUACAACCAGUUCAACAAUAACUGUUACCGGGAUGCAAUUGUCACCUGUUCAGUGAACUGUCUGACUAGCUUUCUAUCAGGAUUUGUAAUUUUCACAGUGUUGGGAUAUAUGGCAGAGAUGCGCAAUGUUGAAGUGGAGGAUGUGGCAAAAGACAAAGGUUCUGGUCUCCUGUUUAUAACCUAUCCUGAAGCGAUUGCUAACAUGGACGGCUCUCCCUUCUGGGCAAUUCUCUUCUUUCUUAUGGUGAUAACCCUGGGCUUGGACAGUACGUAUGGAGGUCUCGAGUCUGUCAUCACAGCAGUAAUAGACGAGUAUCCUCAUCUGUUUGCUGAAAGGAGGGAACUGUUUGUUCUGGGGCUAAUCGUGGUGUGCUUUGUGGGCUCUCUCAGCACUCUAACCAACGGAGGAGCAUAUGUGGUCAAGCUGAUGGAAGAUUUUGGAUCUGGUUCCUGCCUUAUUGCUGUGGUAUUACUAGAAUCCAUAGCAGUUUCUUGGUUUUAUGGAGUCCAGCAAUUCUGCAAUGACAUCCGGACAAUGUUGGGAUUUGCUCCAGGGCUGUUCUGGAGAGUUUGUUGGGUGGGCAUUAGCCCUGCCUUUCUUGCUUUCAUCACAGUGAGCUCAAUUGUGUACCAGCCCCCUCUCAGUCUAUUUGGCUAUGAUUAUCCGAACUGGAGUAUAACAGUGGGUUAUCUGAUUGGAGCUUCAUCCUUUAUAUGGAUACCAAUAUACAUGGUGUAUAAACUGGUGUGGACACCAGGAUCUCUUAAGCAGCGCCUCGCAGUCUGCAUUCGUCCAGAGAAGACAGUCAAAGACCAGAAGCCUGACUCCCUCUGCAUGAAUACCAUUCCAUAAUUCCCUGUACACGUAUAUCAAAGUUUAGUGUUAGGAUUUGUAUGGAAAUGUUUAAAAGUCCAUUACAGGACUUGUGGGAUUUGAAAAAUAGUGUUAAUACAUUUAACGCUCCAGUUCCGGUAAGAACAGAAGUAUAAAGUGGAUUGCGGAAAUCUGGAGAAGGUUCAGAAAAGAAUGCAUUACCAGUAAUUCACACUGCAUGACCUUUCACCUCGUCCCUUUGUUAUUUUCGUGGUGCAAAAAAGAAUAUUUUGCUAUUUCAACUGAAAGUGUCAUGAAAAAUUUUCACUUGUAACCAAGUGUUCAAAAUUUAAGAUUGCUUUUGCCAUCUGAGCUUUUUUAAAAUCAGAGUAUCCUUCCUCUACAGAGAUUUGAAUAUUACAGAAUUUAAAGACCACGUUAUACUGUAGAAGUGCUUUUAGUAACAAAACCUUCCAAUACAAAUAACACUAAAGUUUUUUCCUCGUAAACAGUUUAUCUGAAAGGAGUGCCUGAACUGGUCCUGAGCUUGCAGGGAAGGCAGAUGACUGUGAGUUCAGCAGACAGCUGGUGUUUUCUCCUUUGUUUCAUUUUUGAAUAUCAAUGUAAAGCUCACAGAUGCUUUAUAACUUGGAUUCAACACAAGUCAUUCAGUUGACAAUAUUUAGAUUUGACAUUAAUGCACCAGAGGCCAUUGAUUUGGUGUUGUCAGCUGAAGACAACCUCUUGCAGAUCCAAACUGUCAGAUGCAUAUAGUGAAGUAAUUCAAAAUGUGUUUAAUGUUCAGUGUAAAUUUAUUAGAAAAGUACAUGUAUGUAACCAUAUACAAUCCUGAGAAUUAGUUUCCUUGUGGGCCUACUCAAUAAAUCCAUAUAAUAAUAACCAUGUUCAACCAGUGUUCAAAGACAAAAAAACUGUGCAAAUACUAAAAGGAAGAAAUAAUAAUAAAUAAAUAAGCAAUAAAUAUCGAGAACAUGAGAUGAAAAGUCCUUGAAAGUAAGUUUGUAGGGACAUUUCAAUAAUGGGACAAGUGAAGUUAUCUCCUUUGGUUCAAGACCCUGAUGGUUGAGGAGUAAUAACUGUUCCUGAGCCUGGUGGUGUGGGUCUUGAGGCUCCUGUACCUUCUUCCUGAUGGCAGCAGUGAGAAAUGAGGAUGACCUGGGUGGUGGGUGUCCCUGAUAACUUCUCAAAAGAUUCAGUCAUUCAGUUUGUUACAUAGAUCCAUUGGAACUAGGAAGAUACCAAGUUCAAUCCCUGAACUGUGGUGGGUUAACUGAUUUCAGCUAGGGUGAUGAAGUCUUCUUCCCUAUCCAAACUUCACCACCUCUUCAUGGGCUAUUCACUAGCCCUUAGCAAAGGACACAAUUUGUUCUCAAAUGAAGACCAAAUCACCCUUGACAGUGACACGUGAGACUGAAAGCUUUGACACUAUAAACAUAAACGCACCCACACAAGAAAACCCCAAGAUAAGUUUCCAAGAAGAAUUGUGUGAAAUGUAUUGAAUAAAACGGGAGCUAAGAUCUGUUUCUAGACUGAGUUCUAUUCUCCCAACGAUAUUUCGCUCUUUCUAUUAUAAUUUCUACCAACCUUAAAUCCUUAUUCCUUUUAGAUCAUAAGAAAUAGGAGCAAAAUUUGGCUAUUCAGUCCACCGGCAUUCGAUCAUGGCUGAUUUAUUUUCUCUCUCAACCCCAUUCUCUUGCCUUUUCCCAGUAACCUUUGACAAAUAAUCUAUUAGUCCCACUUUAAAUAUAAAUUCCAGUUUCAUUAUUCUGUACUAUUCUAUUUUCUAUGUCCUUUGGCUAAAGACAUUCCUCUGUUCUAAAGGGGGGGGUUCUUUUAUUUUGAGGCUCUGCCUUCUGGUCCUAGACUCUCCCACUGUUGGAAACAUCCUUUCCACGUCCUUUGCCUUAUAUUUUCCUUCCGCCUUUUUCAUUCCUUCCUAACCCCAAAUCACACAUAGAGAACUUGAGCGAGAAAUCUGAAAUGCAAGUUGAAGUCAGACCCCAAAGUUCAAACCCACAGCUGAGCCAAGUGCCCUCAAAAUGUGGGUUUAAAGUACAGUACUGUCACCUGGUGGUUGGACAAUGAUAUUACAUCAGACAACCUCAGGAUUUGUUUCUUGCAUUUUGCUCCCAAAUAAAUUAGUUAUCAAAUUGUUCCUGUUUUGAUUCGGAUGUGAAACACAGCUACUUGGGUAAGAUGCUGCAUCAAUGAACCCAAUAGAAGUUCUGAAAGAAGGAAUAAUAAAAGUUAAAAUAUUUAAUCUACAAAUGACCUAUUAUUUAUUUACGGAGAUACAGCGUGGAACAGACCCUCCUGGCCCUUUGAACCAUGCCGGCCAGCAACCUCGAUUUAACCCUAAUCUAAUCAUGGGACAAGUUACAAUGACCAAUUAACCUAUUAAAUGGUAGGUCUUUGGACUGUGUGAGGGAACAGAAGCACCCAGAGGAAACCCAUGCAGUCACAGGGAGAAUGUACAAACUGUCACCGGUAUUGUAAAGUUGUGCUCAUCUCUACGUGAGCAUGAAGUCCCAUUUUAACAACCACUGCAAAUACAUCCAAAUAAUAAGGGGAAUAAGGAUAUAUUGAAUAUAACUUGUUGAUUUGAAUGAGUUCAAAGUACCUUAUUUUAUGAUUUUAAAGUCUCUAAACAGUUACGAAGUUCAAAACAUUGUAUUUGUGCAUGUUUGUACAGACUAACACAAGUAAGAUGCUGUUUUUUUGCAAAUAAGUUCUUAAAAAGACAUUGAAGGUUGUGAUUAUUUUUAACUACGAUUUUGUAAGAUAACAGAUAUAAUGUUUGUAACUUCGAAGAUUGUAUCUGGUUAAACCUUAUCAUUCCCCUUGUUGUCAACAUUCCAAAGUAUAGAAUAAAUUGUAGUGACAAUUGGUUAUAUCUCACUAUUGUAAGAUAUAGGUGAACCUCCACCAGCCUUGUGUUUUAUAUGUAAAGUGUAAUUUGAAUACACCCGCCUUGAGUGUGGUUUUUGAUAAAUAUGUUUU
This is a messenger RNA of Hypanus sabinus (Atlantic stingray), 5053 nucleotides long. RefSeq names its product sodium-dependent serotonin transporter-like. Gene Ontology annotation, cellular component: membrane; neuron projection. The record is from RefSeq and is a predicted model, not a curated record. Gene Ontology annotation, biological process: sodium ion transmembrane transport; serotonin uptake. The transcript is spliced from 13 exons. NCBI's taxonomy places the organism in Eukaryota, Metazoa, Chordata, Chondrichthyes, Myliobatiformes, Dasyatidae. Gene Ontology annotation, molecular function: serotonin:sodium:chloride symporter activity; serotonin binding. Bases 86 to 2071 code for a protein of 661 amino acids.